UACUGAUCUUGAUGAAAAAUGCAGGGAACAGAAAUCCAGCUUGGCUUAGCUGUUGAAUGUCAGAAGGCCACACUAUCAGUUAAAAGGAGAUUGGCAUGUGAACAGUUGACCUAUUUUAGUCAGGCCUAUCACUGCUUGUCAGGAUGUGACAUGAAUAACUGGUGUGAGAAGAAGCAUAUCUGGUUCAUCAAUUGGAAAUUUCUCGAGUCAAAGGCUGCAUCGUAUUACUAUCACGGUCUGAUCCUUGACAAUGGCAAUGAACCGUCCUGCCACGUUAGCGCUGCAUGUUGUUUUCUUGCGGCGGAAGAACUUCUAUCAGAGAGCAGGAAGGCUUGCUUAACCUUUUGCCUUGCAGCUCCAGUUACCAGGGCUCCUCCACUCUGGGGAGCUAUGAGGCAUUUGCAUCAGAAAAUUCCUGAAGUUGCAACAAGGAAAUCCCAGAUGUAUGGCUACCUUUUAGAACAAGAAAAGGUUCUACAAACAUUGCCUGACCUGCCAGAAUUUCAACUGUCAUUAAGACCUGAUGACUAUCAUCUACCCGAUAUCGACCCGGCCUGGGAUUCCGAAAAGUGGGAAGCUGAAGGCCAGACCUUGAAAGCGCACCCAAAAGACAGCGAAGACGAGACAGAGACUCCAGAGUGAUCCUUUUAGUCCAGUAUUGAUCAUGUUAUUAGUGACUUAAACAUACAAAGGGGUCAUCUGUUAGUGACAAGCUUGUUGAAUUAAAUGGCAUGUCCUUUUUUGUUACACUGACAAGUUACCUAAUUGCAAUCGACGUGGCUAGGGAAUUAAAUAC
This is a messenger RNA of Malus domestica (apple), 796 nucleotides long. RefSeq lists its product as uncharacterized. The record is from RefSeq and is a predicted model, not a curated record. Lineage: Eukaryota; Viridiplantae; Streptophyta; Magnoliopsida; Rosales; Rosaceae.